AUGCCAGGAAUUGUCUGGCUUCUACUCCCUGGGGUGGUGCCUUCUGAAAGAGGCUGCGCUGUGGUCGCGCAACAACACUGUUGGCGGCGGGCUGAAGCUGGAGCUCAUCGCGGCGCAACCAGACGCCACGGCGACGGACGUGCCCGCGGCGAUCAGCAGUGCGGUUGGGACGUACUCCGACCUCCUCGCUGUUCUUGGCCCAGUGGGCGACCAGACGCUGAUGUACGCCCGGCCAGCGUUGCAGCAGCAUCAGCUGGUGGCUGUGGACCCCGUCACCGGCUCAACGCGGGUGCGCUACUGGGACCCGAACUUUUACUUUCUCCGAACGGACCCCAUUCUGGCCUGUACGCUCAUGUGUGGUAUGCCACGACGUACCUGCGCGUGCUCCGGCUGGGCUUCAUGUACCUGACGGAUGUCGUGUAUGGAGACGACGAGUACGCUGCUGCGGUGAGACUCCUGGAGGACACAUGGGCUGCGCGCUGUCUGGUGUGGUCACAGUGA
Molecule: messenger RNA, 501 nt
Organism: Trypanosoma grayi
Lineage: Eukaryota; Euglenozoa; Kinetoplastea; Trypanosomatida; Trypanosomatidae
Exons: 1
Coding region: 1-501 (166 amino acids)
Source: RefSeq, a predicted model, not a curated record